AACAAAUAUUCUUGCAGCAUUGAGGAUGGAGUUGAAAAAGUUUGCGGGGUGAGUGAAAACCAUUUUCGAAGCUUUCUCGGGUCUCCUCAGAAGAUUCUUCAAUUGUCUGACUGCCUAGGACAAUUUUCUGGAGAAAAGGCUUUCGACGUGGCCCCUAGCCACAGAAAACAGCUGUUGCAUCCGAUCCCAGAAAUAGAGUUGGACGAUUCAGCACGAUAUUGAAGCUCCUUAGCAACUGAUGAGGAUGUGCGACGUCGGGAUGACCAAGGGGUAUUUGACAAGAGUGUUUUUUCACCUCGUUGGAGAGGCGAGCGGCGAUCAACAAAGUCAGCGAGAGCGAGCAAGGGAGGGGACCGAAGAGCCGGCGAGGGAAGGUGUGAAGCGAAUGCUCAGAGGGGGAAUCAAAGCGCUACAGUGAGAAAGGAAAAAAAGCCAGAGGGAGUCAGAAGGAGUCAAGGGAAAAAAAAAUUUGACAAUAUCAAAGAACUGGCCCAGUGCCCAUUUAACGCUGGAGGAUUGUUUUCCGACAAAGCCACGAGGGGACAUAUUCUAUUCCGCAACAAAGACUUUGCAUCUAAUAUUUCAACUACCUUCCGUGCAAAAAAAAUAGCACACCACCAUGGAUGUCUAUCCUCCAAACAGCACUUUUGCCAACACGACUCAUAUUCACUCUGCCCCUCACAGCCUUUGGGAAGUUAUCACCAUAGCAACCGUCUCUGCCAUUGUCAGCUUGAUCACAAUAGUUGGUAACGUUCUGGUUAUGGUAUCCUUCAAAGUCAACAGCCAGCUGAAGACAGUAAACAACUAUUACCUACUUAGUUUGGCUUUUGCAGAUCUCAUUAUAGGAGUGCUCUCCAUGAACUUGUACACGACAUAUAUACUGAUGGGUUACUGGUCCUUAGGAAGCCUCGCAUGUGAUCUCUGGCUAGCUGUGGACUAUGUCGCUAGCAACGCUUCAGUUAUGAAUUUACUGGUCAUCAGCUUUGACAGAUAUUUCUCCAUCACAAGGCCGCUGACUUACAGGGCUAAGAGGACUCCAAGGAGAGCCGCCCUCAUGAUAGGUCUUGCAUGGCUUGUAUCAUUUGUCCUGUGGGCACCACCAAUUCUGUGCUGGAAGUACAUUGUAGGGGAACAAAAGGAAUCCAAGGACCAAUGCCAGAUUCAGUUUUUAACAGAGCCAGUGAUCACAUUUGGGACGGCCAUUGCUGCUUUCUACAUCCCAGUCUCAGUCAUGACAAUUCUCUACUGUAGGAUCUACAAGGAGACACAGAGGCGGACAAAGGAUCUGGCAGAACUGCAAGGACUCACAAGCGACCGUGUCUCAGAAGGAGCCAAACCGCAGAAAACUAUGAUUCACUCUUGCUUCCAUUUCACCAGAGAGAGGAGAGAAAGGAGCCAGGCCUCUUGGUCGUCCUCCAACCAAAGUAACGCCACAAAAACCACCAUUAGGUCCGAUGAAGCGUGGGUGAAAGCUGACCAAAUCGCUUCCUUUAGCUACUCCUCAUCUGACGAAGACGAGCAUCACGUUUCCAUGGAGACCCCGCAAGGAUCUUUGAGGGAUCAAAACGAUAAGAACGGCCAAGUGACAAAUUACGCAGAAGAGUAUUUUUCGACACCCUCCGAGAGCACCAAGAAGUAUACUUCCUUUAAGUUCACACCUGGCUCCAAGGGUAAAAGAGGAAGUCCUGCACCUGCAUCUCCUCGACGUCCCGACGCCGAGCAGAAAAACGCCUCACCUUCCUCCUCCACUACCUCCAAACCGAUGGACCCGGGCCUGAAGAACCAGAUCACCAAGAGGAAGCGAAUGGUUCUGGUGAAGGAGAAGAAAGCCGCCCAGACGCUCAGCGCCAUUCUCCUGGCGUUCAUCCUGACGUGGACUCCUUAUAACAUCAUGGUGCUGAUCUCCACAUUCUGCGCCACGUGCAUCCCGACGUCCCUCUGGCACCUGGGCUACUGGCUUUGCUACGUAAACAGCACCGUCAACCCCAUGUGUUACGCCUUGUGCAACAAAACCUUCCAGAAGACAUUCCGGAUGCUUCUUCUGUGCCAGUGGAAGAGAAAGAGAGGUGAGGACAAGCUGUACUGGUGUGGACAGAAUGCAAAUGUCAACAAUAAAAUGACUUGAUGGGGAAUCACGGUUGAGUCGGUCAGUACGAAGAACCAGUAGACUACCAACGUCUGCCGGUAUGUCACAUCGGUCGCUUUGUCAUCUCGUCGCUCUUCCUGUGUGGUCGGCAUGAAGUGCUGCAUGUGAAUUUAUCUUGGGGUGAAAUCAGAAUGGUUUCUAAAAUAUGAAAAUGAGUCAGAAAUUGGAGCUAGUUUAUUUUUUUAAUUCGUGUAGUUUAAGAAUUAGUUGCCACCCAAAUAAGUAUAUGGAAUCAUAAAGGCUGCAUGUUUUUUUUUAAAUGUGAAAUUCCAUAAUACACACCUGAUACAAUGUAGGCUUGAAUUGUUAAAAAUGAUUUAUCCUGUGAAUGAAUCAUAUAGAUUUAAUGACUUGUAUUUUUUUUUCUUUUUAUUAUAGUAGUUGCGGUGCAUUUUGUUCCAAGGGCUAAUCUCUUGAUCUGCAUUACUUCCGACAGUGAUAACGUGGACAUAAGUAUGCUGCUUUACAACAUUCAUAUUAAAAGUACAGAAAUCAGAAAUAUCAGGUGUAGUAUCAGUAAGGCCUGGCUUGCAGUAUUUCUCUGUGGUUGAUGUUUGAUGCUGUUAUUAAAAGAAUAAUAUCACUUUUAUGCCAUUUGAUGAUGUAACGUCAAACUCUGUGCCUUCUGUUCUGCUCAGAGGUCAAAUUACAUGUCGUGAUUGAAUCUGUGGUAAUUGUCUGUGCGGUUCAGUGAAAGUGAAAAAGUGUAAAAAAAAACAAGAAAUACAAAUUCUGUCAUAGAAUUAUAAUUUUGUCUGUGUCCUGAUAUACGUAUAAUGUUUAAGUUAUUAAA
Molecule: messenger RNA, 2939 nt
Organism: Syngnathus typhle (broad-nosed pipefish)
Lineage: Eukaryota; Metazoa; Chordata; Actinopteri; Syngnathiformes; Syngnathidae
Product: muscarinic acetylcholine receptor M5-like
Exons: 2
Coding region: 620-2125 (501 amino acids)
Biological process (GO): G protein-coupled receptor signaling pathway, coupled to cyclic nucleotide second messenger; adenylate cyclase-inhibiting G protein-coupled acetylcholine receptor signaling pathway; chemical synaptic transmission
Cellular component (GO): plasma membrane; synapse; dendrite
Molecular function (GO): G protein-coupled serotonin receptor activity; G protein-coupled acetylcholine receptor activity
Source: RefSeq, a predicted model, not a curated record